Molecule: messenger RNA, 1215 nt
Organism: Penicillium canariense
Lineage: Eukaryota; Fungi; Ascomycota; Eurotiomycetes; Eurotiales; Aspergillaceae
Exons: 2
Coding region: 1-1215 (404 amino acids)
Source: RefSeq, a predicted model, not a curated record
AUGAGUGGGUUCAAAAAUGUCAUGAAAGAUGGCUGGCAGUCUAAGGGUAAGGAUGGAAAGAAGGAAAGUUGGCGUGGGGACUUCAAGGGCAUCAAUCAAGUGGCGGGAUGGAUGGGCAAGGGCAAAGACUCAAGCUCCGAGGAUUCUGAGCAUGUAUCCAAACCGCUGUCAUCUCUGAAGGACCCGGCAUCCUUUGGCCCACCACCCAAACACAUCAAUUACCAUGGUCCCGGGGCCCUCCCGAACGAGCUUACACCAGACCGUCGUGGUCUAGGGGCUCCGUUAUCCCAAACCCAGAUCAACGAGCAGAAUGCACUCAAACAACAGGCGUUGGAGGAAGAAGAGGAAGCAGCCCGGAAGCCUAAACCGCCGCCGGUCCCCUAUCGAGUGAACACCUCUGGCCUCUCUACGAGCAAUCUCCCACCGCCACCCGUCCGGCGCCUAGAUUCACCAACUGGUUCCUCUGCUUCGCCUUCCGGCCCGGUGCCGGCAAGCAUGAAGCCAAAACCAAUGAUCCCUCCUCGAGUCCCUCACCGGAACGACACUGCCGUAUCAUAUUCCCCCUCCCCGCCGCCGGCAUACACCGCAACGCCGCCCCCUGCAUCGCAGGGAUACAUCAACCAAGAGGCUACAUCGCGCCUCGCUGACGCUGGUCUCUCGGUCCCCGCCCUCGGGAUCGGCGAGGUGAAUGCUUCCUCGCCGGCACCGUCCGGCACCCGCGGUGCUGAUGUCAACGAGCUGCAAUCCCGAUUCUCGCAGAUGCGGACCAACCCGGGGUCUGCGUCUGCAGCACCCAACCCGCCAUCUCCGGCCCCGCUGCCCAGUGCGAAUCGGGAGGAUGCUCUUCCUCCUGCUCGAACCUUCCGAGAGCGCCAUGCAGAUAAGAUCGAUAUGGGCAAGGAGAAACUGGGCGGCAUGACGUCGCGGUUCAAUACCUUUGUCGAGGAUCGCAAGUUCUCAGCCAAUGCAAACAAGCGUAUCCCUCGCCCACCCGGUCCCAACUCCCCCAGCACUAACACUAGGACCAAUGCCGCUAUUAAUCCCCCAACUGAGUCGACGUCGAACAGCACACUGGAAGCUCAAGCCCAACGCAAGAAACCACCUCCCCCGCCCCCAAAGCGAGCGGAAAUGCGCGGGGCUCCUGCGAAUGCCUCGCCAGUAUCAUCAGCGUCGGCAACACCGCCGCCCAUCCCACACGACACCAGACCUCGCUGA